AUGGCACGUGGUCCAGAAGUGAAGCGCCGACGAUUGAGUCCUCCAGCGGAUGUUGAGGACUCUUCUUCGCGCUCCAAGGCCAACUCAGAAUGGGAUGUCGAGCAAGACUACGAACAGCGCCCGCGCAAAACCACCAAGAAACUCGGCGAGAGUGCACGAUUGCCAAUCAAGACCUCCGAGGGCUUCGUCCAGGCCGAAACUAAAGUCGAAGAUCAAGGCGAGGAAACCGACAGCUUCUUGGGCACCGAUGAUGACGAAGACGAGGAUGGUUCCGAGGGUGAGGGCGAGGACGGAGAGGAAUCCGAGGAGGAAGCGCCUAAGAUUCCUAUAAAGGUACAAAUCCUGCAGGCAAAGGAGGACCUGGCGAAAAUGGCAACCUUGAUCAACGAGGAUCCCGAAGAACACAUCUCUCUGUUCAAGACAAUGGCCGAGAUGGUGUCGAAGAAAAACACCCCCAUCACAGUUAAGAAGCUGGCUUUGGCCUCACAGGCGGCUAUUUACAAGGAUAUCAUUCCCGGCUACCGCAUUCGUCCAUUGAGCGAGGAGGAUCAGACAGGCAGAGUGUCCAAGGACGUCCGCAAGCUCAGAGAUUUCGAACAGUCCCUUGUGCACGGCUAUCGGGCAUAUGUCCAGAAGCUAGGGGAUCUCGCAAAGCCAUCCAAAGCUGACGGUCCCACCGAUGCUGGACUCAAGAGCUUCGCAAUUUCGAUGGCUUGCACUAUGCUAUUGGCCGUGCCACAUUUCAACUUCCGCAGUGAGCUUCUGAAGAUCCUGGUCAACCGUCUGGCACGGAGACAGCCCGAUGCGGACUAUGUCAAGUGUCGCGAUACCUUGGAGGAUGUUUUCGCAAAGGACGAUGAUGGAACCGUUUCCCUCGAAGCUGUUCGUCUGCUUGCGAAGAUGCUGAAGGCCAGAGACUUCCACAUUCACCCCAGUGUCUUGGACACUUUCCUUCAUCUCCGUUUGCUCGGCGAGUUCCACUUGAAGGGCUCACAAAACAGAGUGGAUAAAGAAGAGGAAGAAACCCCCAUUGGAAAGAAGCAAAAGCAAAAGCGGGAAUUCCGCACGAAGCGAGAGCGCAAGGUCCACAAGGAGCGCAAGGAAGUCGAAAAGGAUAUGAGACAAGCAGAUGCCAUCGUAUCACACGAACAGAGAGACAAGAACCAGGCCGAAACACUAAAGCUUGUCUUCGGUCUCUAUUUCCGCAUUCUCAAGCUCCGCAUUCCUUCAUUGAUGGGUCCUGUGCUGGAGGGUCUGGCAAAGUAUGCCCAUCUUAUUAACCAGGACUUCUUCGGCGAUUUGCUCGAGGCCCUGAAAGAUUUGAUCAAUCACGCAGAGCGCGAGGAAAUGGGCGAGGAAGGCGAUGAGGAAGUCGUCAAUGAGGAAGAUGAGGAAGAGGAAAACAACGUCACAAUUGCCGAAAGCGCAGCCCGGGAUGCUCGCCGGAGGACGCUGCUCUGCACCGUGACUGCAUUCGCCCUGCUAGAAGGCCAAGAAGCCAGCAAAGCCGCAGCAGGUCUCCACCUCGACCUGAACUUCUUCAUCAAGCACCUGUACCGAUCCCUCUAUUCCCUCUCCAUGAACCCAGACGUCGAAUUCAACCCCGAUACAUCCCUUCGCCUCGCAGACCCCAACUUCUCCUCAGACGGCAACCAGCUCGCCCAGUCCCGUUCAAGGAACAGGGUCAACUUCCAGACUCCAAUGGUUCUCCUCCUCCGUUGUCUGCAGCCAACUCUGCUAUCCCGUGCACAUGGCAACCCACCCCCAAGCCGACUUGCGAGUUUCUCCAAGCGUCUGUUGACAAGUUCCCUCCAGUUGCCGGAGAAGUCUGCUCUUGCCACACUGGCGCUCAUGAACCAGGUCUCAAAACACCAUGCCCGUCGUAUCUGUUCCCUUUGGCACACAGACGAGCGCAAGGGUGAUGGUGUAUUCAAUGCCUUUGCCGCUGAUGUUGAAGCCACCAAUGUCUUUGCUGGCUCGGUGUGGGAAGGUGAGCUGUUGCGUCUGCACUACUGUCCCCAGGUGCGGGAGGCGGCAGUGGAUAUUGAAAAGAUGAUGUCUGCUUCUAAGUAA
Penicillium paradoxum is the source of this 2073-nucleotide messenger RNA. RefSeq names its product nuclear export protein Noc3. The record is from RefSeq and is a predicted model, not a curated record. The coding region runs from base 1 to 2073 and encodes 690 amino acids. Gene Ontology annotation, molecular function: chromatin binding. Gene Ontology annotation, cellular component: nucleolus. Gene Ontology annotation, biological process: DNA replication initiation. NCBI's taxonomy places the organism in Eukaryota, Fungi, Ascomycota, Eurotiomycetes, Eurotiales, Aspergillaceae. The transcript has a single exon.